This is a messenger RNA of Rhizophagus irregularis DAOM 181602=DAOM 197198, 775 nucleotides long. RefSeq lists its product as uncharacterized. NCBI's taxonomy places the organism in Eukaryota, Fungi, Glomeromycota, Glomeromycetes, Glomerales, Glomeraceae. The record is from RefSeq and is a predicted model, not a curated record.
UGCCUCCCUCAACACAUUAUCCUCAUUCUCCUUUUAAAUCACAUGAAAAUCCAGUAAUUUUCACUUUAUAUUCACCUUCUUACUCUGAAGAAGAUUUUAAUAAUGAACAUGAUAUUAUAAAUAAGGUUAUAUCUUAUGAUGAUUUUAGCGAAAUGAUUGAAAAUAUGUUUGAAUGGAAUGUUAUGGAUACUUUAGGUGAUGGAGAUCAAAUAUUUUAUAUUAAAAAUGAUAUGGAAGAAGACGAAGAAAUGAUUGAAGAUGAAAUGAUAGAAGAAAACAGGGAUCACAAGGAUCGUAAGGACCAAAUGGAUCACGUGAACAUAUUUGAAAAUUUAUCAAAUGAAGAGAUUACAGUUGAAGAAGAGGAAGUUAUAGAAAUGUCUGGUGUGAGUGUAUAUGAAGAAUGUUAUGAUAUUGAAACCAAGUUUAUUAAAGAAAGAUUUGUUAAUUAUGGUGUAUCUGGAGCAUGUCCAUUAUCUGAGAAUAGACAAAAUAGGCGCGAAAAUCUUUCAAGGGAUGAUAAAGAAGAUUUAGUGAAAUGUAUCAAAGAGUGUCAAAAAAUUAACGCGCAAAAAUCAAAAGAUCGUAAAAGAUUAAGAGAAAAUCGAAUUAAUCGAAAUCAAGAAGCUCAUGAACCUUUUAAAGGUAACCCCAAUACGCAAGAUGUAAAAACAUGGUGUAUUAAUUAGGGAAAUGGGAAGAGUUAAUUAUUUACUUUUAUUCAUUUGUAAAAAGUAAAAAAAAAAAUUUUAUUUCUAGAGAAGAAAAAAAUUUU